AUGCAACAACUUGAACAACUAGAAAAACAACUUGAAUUAUUUGGGCAAAAGGUGAAUGAAAUGGGAGAGUCAUUAAAGUCACUUUCUAUCGUCCAAAAUGGUACUGAAGAAUUAAUUAAAAAAACAAGGGCAUUACGUGAAACAUCACAAAAACAUCAUCAAGAAUUAUUAGAAGCAUUAAAUAGCCAUCAACAAACUAUUGAAAGACAAAUUAGUGAAAUUCGAAUUGCAAUGGGAUGUGGUAUUGCUGGUGAAAGAAGAAAUCCAUUGAGUGAUGAGGACAUUCAACGAAUAGAAAUUUUAACAGGAAAAACAGCUGGGGAAGUAAUAUAUCAAGCUUCAGUUGAUGGAUUUAAUAACAAUAAUUUCAAUGAGAAUGUUGGUGGAAAAGAAUCAAUUGUAUUAGUUAUAUUUGAUAGUGAAGGAAAUGUGUUUGGUUCAUAUAAUUCAAAACAAAUUCCUGAAAUAAAAAAAGAAGAAAUAGAAACUAUUCCAGCAAAAGGGUUGUAUAAUGACAUUGACCACUUCUUAUUUGUAUUAAGAAAGAAAGGAGUUUCAGAUGUAAGAAAAUUUACAAGAAAAGCUGACGGAUAUUCAUUAUGGGUAUUUGGUAGUAUUGAUAAUCUUCUUUCAGUUAAUGGCGCAUUUGUUUUAGUAAAUGAAUGUAAUAGGUCAUUUGAUUCAUCUAUUUCAGGAAAUUUCCGAAGAGAAUAUGAUGAAGACAUGUUCAUUGAUAAAAAGAAAUUUAUGGUAAGAGAUAUUGUUGCUAUUUCUUUUAAUUAA
This is a messenger RNA of Entamoeba histolytica HM-1:IMSS, 783 nucleotides long. RefSeq lists its product as uncharacterized. Lineage: Eukaryota; Evosea; Mastigamoebida; Endamoebidae. The record is from RefSeq and is a predicted model, not a curated record. The coding region runs from base 1 to 783 and encodes 260 amino acids. The transcript has a single exon.